AUUUCCUCAAGGCUCCCCAGGCUACCCCGUCUUGUCUGGUCUGCGUCGCGCGCAAUGUCUACAACGCCCUUCAGCACGACGCGGCCGGCAAAUUGGAAGGCUCUCGCGCCCCCGCCCCUCCCCGGCCCGACCUUCGCGGCUCAAGCAAACCUGCCCCGCCUCCCCGUCCCUGCACUCUCAGAAACACUCACGAAGCUCAAGGAGACCCUCAAGCCUAUCGCGUGGUCUGAGCAGGAGUAUGCGGACGCCGUCAAGGCGGUGGAUGAGUUUGGGUCAAGCCCGUACGCGCGCGAGCUCCAGGACAGGUUGCAGAAGCGAAGCCAGGAACCAGGGAGAGUACAUUGGUUGGAAGAAUGGUGGGAUGAUUUAGCAUACAUGGGGUACCGCGAUUCGGUCGUGGUGAACGUUUCUUAUUACUAUGGAUUCAAGGAGCAUCCGUCAAGCCUCCCACAAACGCCGGUGCACCGCGCCGCGUCCCUUGUGCGUGCCGUUAUGGCGUUUCGCGAGCAGUUCAAACUUGGUCAGAUACCUCCGGAGGCGACGAAGGAGGGUCCCAUUUGCAUGGACACAUGGAGGUGGAUGUUCGAUUGCUGCCGCAUCCCCGGAGCAGGGCUCGAUUGGGCUGUGAGCCAUGCGAAGGAGGGGGACAACGGGCGGUCUGGGCACGUCGUUGUGUUACACCGUGGACGUGUAUGGAAGCUUGAACCUUGGCAAGAUGGCAAACUCUUGUCUCUCGACGAACUCCAGAGGCAAAUACAACAUAUAUACGACAACACCAACAAGGAGUACCCCGGCGUCGGCGUACUGACCGCUUCCAAUCGCGACGUCUGGGCAAAGGACUUCCAAACGCUCGCUGCAGAUCCUCAUAACGCGCACAUACUGACCCAGAUCCACUCCUCCGCCUUCGUCCUUUCCCUCGACACAGAGUCCGCCUCCUCUUUUGUCGAGCACUCACGCCUCCUCUGGCACGGCGCGGUCGUUCCCCCUCCUCAGCCCGGCAUCUCGCAUGCACAGCCGCAGCUCGGUCUUCGCAACCGCUGGAUGGACAAGCCCUUGCAGUUCGUCGUGCUUGCGGACGGCAAGGCGGGCCUAGUCGGAGAGCACUCCGUCAUGGACGGCACGCCCACUGCGACGAUGUGCGACCGCGUUUUGGACCUCAUCGCAGCGCCCGACUUCGCCACCACCGCCAACUCGUCCGAACAAUCUACUCUGCGCGCGAAGCAGCUUCCGGAACCGCUCGACUGGAACGUCAGCCCCGAGAUACAGAAAGCGAUCGACUCGGCAACCGAAGCCGCGGUGGCGCUCAUCUCCUCGCAGACCCUCCAAGUCGUCCGCACGCCCUACGGUAAGGCCGCUGUGAAGGCAUUCGGCGUGUCCCCCGAUGGCUGGACGCAGCUUAUUAUCCAGCUCGCGUACGCACGCCUGCUCAAGGCCAAAGGCUGGAAGCGCAACGGGGGCACGUACGAGGCCGCGAGCGUGCGCAAGUUCCUCAAGGGGCGCACAGAGGCGAUCCGGGUCGUGAGCGAGCAGAGCGACCGUUGGGUCGCAAGCAUGGACGAUCCCGCCGCGGAUGCGAGGCGGAGAGUGCAGCUGUUCGCAGAAGCGAUCAAGACGCACGGGACGUACGCGCGGGCGGCGGGCAACGCGCACGGGGUGGACCGCCACUUGCUCGGGCUGAAGCUGCUGGUGCGUGAGGGCGAGCAGGUGCCAGAGGUGUUCUCGAACCCGGUCGUGAAGCGCUCGUCGUACUGGGUGCUCAGCACAUCCGCGAUCAACGCGAAGAACUUCGGGCCGUACGGCUGGGGCGAGGUCGUGCCCGACGGGUUUGGCGUUGCGUACACGACCGGGUUCGACGACUUCCUGCAGUUCACGGUCACGAGCCGCACGGAGAUGCCGAAUGACGAGUUUUGCGAGGAGCUCCAGCGCGCGGCGAGGGACAUAUAUGACCUGUUCGCUAGUCAGAGCGCCACACAGAAGGCGAAGUUGUAAUGUGCAAGACUUGUUCGGAUGCUUUGGGGUCUUGGGGAAUUCUGGACAGUACGUCCGUUAUCCGUCAUCUGAUUCUCAGUCAAUACACAUGUGUGGAUGCAGCUAGCAUUAGCAAGUCAUAGUACACAAGACAUCAUUUC
Messenger RNA from Dichomitus squalens LYAD-421 SS1, 2129 nucleotides. RefSeq names its product carnitine acetyl transferase. The record is from RefSeq and is a predicted model, not a curated record. The transcript is spliced from 6 exons. NCBI's taxonomy places the organism in Eukaryota, Fungi, Basidiomycota, Agaricomycetes, Polyporales, Polyporaceae. The coding region runs from base 55 to 1989 and encodes 644 amino acids. Gene Ontology annotation, biological process: carnitine metabolic process. Gene Ontology annotation, cellular component: peroxisome; mitochondrion. Gene Ontology annotation, molecular function: carnitine O-acetyltransferase activity.